Camelus dromedarius (Arabian camel) is the source of this 1770-nucleotide messenger RNA. RefSeq names its product radical S-adenosyl methionine domain containing 1 (gene RSAD1). Gene Ontology annotation, molecular function: coproporphyrinogen oxidase activity; 4 iron, 4 sulfur cluster binding. Gene Ontology annotation, cellular component: mitochondrion; cytoplasm. The record is from RefSeq and is a predicted model, not a curated record. The coding region runs from base 168 to 1496 and encodes 442 amino acids. Lineage: Eukaryota; Metazoa; Chordata; Mammalia; Artiodactyla; Camelidae. Gene Ontology annotation, biological process: porphyrin-containing compound biosynthetic process. The transcript is spliced from 10 exons.
GCUCUCCGGGCGGCGCUCCGACGAAGGGCGCGGCCACGUAGCCCCCUUCCUUCCGCCGAGGCUGCCCACCCGGCCCUGCUCUGCGCACACCCAGGCGCCCGGCCCUGGGCUCGUCUCGGGCUCAGGUCCCGCUCCGCGCACUAACCGUCCCCGCCACAGCGGGAGUCAUGGCUUUCCUCGGGGCCCGGGCCCGCUGCUCGGCGGCAGCCGCCGCCAAAGUGGCCCAGAGGCGCCGCCUGGCGGAGGACGCGAGAGGACCUCCGAGUCCGCCCGGGAGCCAGCGCGCCGUGCUUUACGUCCACUGGCCCUACUGCGAGAAGCGCUGCAGUUACUGCAACUUCAAUAAGUACAUCCCACGCGGCGUGGACGAGGCUGCUGUUCGGCGCUGUCUGGUGACCGAGGCUCAGACGCUGCUGCGGCUCAGCGGGGUGCGGCGGGUGGAGUCUGUAUUCUUUGGUGGGGGUACCCCCAGUCUGGCCAGCCCCCAUACUGUGGCAGCUGUCCUAGAGGCAGUGGCCCAGGCAACUCACCUGCCUGCAGACUCUGAAGUCACACUGGAAGCCAACCCCACUUCGGCCCCAGGCUCCAGACUGGCAGCAUUCAGGGCGGCAGGAGUCAACAGGUUGUCCGUUGGCCUCCAGUCCCUAGAUGACACUGAGCUCCAGCUGCUGGGGCGGACACACUCGGCCAGCGAUGCUCUGCAGACGCUGGCAGAGGCCCGGCGCCUCUUCCCCGGGCGUGUGUCUGUGGACCUGAUGCUGGGGCUGCCGGCGCAGCAGGUGGGGCCGUGGCUCGGGCAGCUGCGGGAGCUGCUACGCCACUGUGAUGACCACGUCUCCCUCUACCAGCUGUCCCUGGAGCGGGGCACUGCACUCUUCACCCAAGUGCAGCGGGGCACCCUUCCUGCCCCUGACCCUGAGCUGGCUGCUGAGAUGUACCAGGAGGGACGGGCAGUCCUUCGGGAGGCUGGCUUCCGCCAGUAUGAGGUCUCCAACUUCGCCCGGAAUGGGGCGCUUAGUACCCACAAUUGGACUUAUUGGCAGUGUGGUCAGUACCUUGGCGUUGGGCCUGGGGCCCAUGGGCGAUUUGUGCCCCAGGGGGCUGGGAGCCACACCCGGGAGGCUCGGAUCCAGACCCUGGAGCCGGACAACUGGAUGAAGGAGGUGAUGCUGUUUGGGCACGGCACCCGGAAGCGCGUCCCCCUGGGCGAGCUGGAGCUGCUGGAGGAAGUUUUGGCCAUGGGGCUGCGCACCGAUGUGGGGAUCACUCACCAGCACUGGCAGCAGUUUGAGCCGCCGCUGACCCUGUGGGAUGUGUUUGGAACCAGCAGGGAGGUGAAGAUGCUACUGGAGCAGGGCCUGUUGCUGCUGGAUCACAGGGGGCUUCGGUGUUCGUGGGAGGGUCUGGCUGUGCUGGACUCUCUGUUGCUGGAUCUGCUGUCUCAGCUCCAAGACACCUGGUGGCAGAGAACCCCCUCCCCUGUGCCAGGAGGAUAACCGCCUGUCCCCGUAUCCUAGGACGCUGCUAGGUGAUGGUAUUCGGACGUGGAGCUUUGGGAGGUGCUUAGGUUAUGAGGAUGAAGACCUCGUGAAUGGGAUUAGCGCACUUGUGAAAGAGACCUCAGAGAACUCCCUGGCCCCUUCCACCCUGUGAAGACACAGAGGGGAAGACACAGAUGGCUGUGAACCAGAAAUUGAGCCCUCACCAGGCACUGAAUCUCCUGGCACCUUGAUCCUGGACUCGAGAAAUAAAUAUUUGUUGUUUAAGCCA